This is a messenger RNA of Kickxella alabastrina, 652 nucleotides long. RefSeq lists its product as uncharacterized. The record is from RefSeq and is a predicted model, not a curated record. Gene Ontology annotation, molecular function: structural constituent of ribosome. The transcript is spliced from 2 exons. Gene Ontology annotation, cellular component: mitochondrion. NCBI's taxonomy places the organism in Eukaryota, Fungi, Kickxellomycota, Kickxellomycetes, Kickxellales, Kickxellaceae. Bases 1 to 330 code for a protein of 109 amino acids.
AUGGAUAGUUCAAUGAAGAUUGAACGCAUUCUGGCACAGCUCGAGACGGGACUUGGCGCAGUGAAGCUGUCGCCCAAGGUCAAAUCGGUGACUCUGACCCUGUCGCAGCGGACGCGGGCCCCGGGAGCGCGGCAUUUCUGGCGCGAGCAUUUGCGGCGAAUUCAGUAUGCUAACCCUGCUUUGCCCAUUGAGGUCAGCUACCCGCGGGAGCCGUGCCUGCCCAAGCUUGAGAUCAAGUUUUCUGAUGCUGCUGUGGACUCAUUCAGCGUCGCCGGUCUGCGCUCCGACGAGAUCUGCAGGCAACUCAUGGACAAAGCUGCUCGCCAGUAGGAUCACGGCGCCAAAACAACAGCAACAACAGCGUCACUUGGGUAAAUAGCAGUAUGUGUUUUGGGGAGUCAAUUGAAGUAGUAGCGCACCAUGCCAAUGUCAACGGCAACGGCAACAACAGCUGCAACUGCAACCUCAGCGGCUGGGUAUUAACAAGAAUAGCCGUUAUAUUGCGCAUGUUCAAGUCAUAUAUAUACUUUUUUAGCAUAGGCUACACCAUAUGCUCGAUACGACCUUUUAUUGCUUUACCGCACUUACUCGUAUUUUUAUAAUAAAAGUAGCGCAAUGCAGUGUAUAAACUAUCAAUUGAAGCAAGUCGGUC